This is a messenger RNA of Elgaria multicarinata webbii, 2945 nucleotides long. RefSeq names its product phosphatidylinositol-4,5-bisphosphate 4-phosphatase 1 (gene PIP4P1). Gene Ontology annotation, molecular function: phosphatidylinositol-4,5-bisphosphate 4-phosphatase activity. The transcript is spliced from 7 exons. Bases 97 to 945 code for a protein of 282 amino acids. Gene Ontology annotation, biological process: phosphatidylinositol dephosphorylation. Gene Ontology annotation, cellular component: lysosomal membrane; plasma membrane; phagocytic vesicle membrane. The record is from RefSeq and is a predicted model, not a curated record. NCBI's taxonomy places the organism in Eukaryota, Metazoa, Chordata, Lepidosauria, Squamata, Anguidae.
UGACGGGAGUAGUCGUGAGUGAGGGGCGGUGCCGUACGCUACGGAAAGCCGAGAGGGACGCGGAGCAGGGUGGUUGCGGUAGCACCUGCAGCAGCGAUGGCUGCGGACGGCGAACGCUCCCCGCUGCUCCCAGUCGAGUCCGGGGAUGGGGGCGGCCUCGGCGCUGGAGGGUUGGUGGGCCCUGCAGGGCUGGCGUCGGGCCCCGCCUCGAACCCGCCGGGGAAGCCGAUCCCGCCUCAGGGGUUUCCUUCCUUUGGCGGCGUCAACGAUGGGAGCCAAGCAGCUGUGCUGCCUGGAGAGGAUCCCCCGCCCUACUCGCCGAUGGCGUCCCCGGAGAGUGGCAGUGCUCCCAUGAUCACUUGCCGAGUCUGCCAGAGCCCUAUCAACGUAGAGGGCAAGAUGCAUCAGCACGUGGUGAAAUGCAGUGUUUGCAACGAGGCCACGCCAAUCAAAAAUGCUCCACCUGGGAAAAAGUAUGUGAGAUGCCCCUGCAACUGUCUCCUGAUCUGCAAGGUGACGUCACAGCGCAUUGCCUGCCCCCGGACAUAUUGCAAGCGGGUCAUUAACCUGGGCCCAGUGCAUCCUGGGCCUCUGAGUCCUGAGCCCCAACCAGUUGGUGUGCGUGUCAACUGCGGCCACUGCAAAAACAAUUUCCUGUGGACAGAGUUCACAGACCGCACCCUAGCCCGAUGUCCACACUGCCGUAAAGUCUCCUCCAUUGGGCGACGCUACCCCCGAAAGAGAUGCUUCUGCUGCUUCCUGCUGGGUGUCUUAAUGGCUGUGACGGCAACGGGGCUUGCGUUUGGCACCUGGAAAAAAGCCCAGCAAUACAGUGGGAUCUAUGCGGCCUGGGCGUUGGUCAUCAUCCUGGCGUUGGUCUGCCUUGCCCGAGCGACGUACUGGGCCUGCAUGAGGGUCAGCCACCCCGUCCAGAACUUCUCCUGAGCCUCCGUGCGCUCCCUUCCGUUUCCAGACGCUGCUGCUCCCAGCACCUCACCUGCCAAGAGCCAGCCCUGCCUGCUCUCUCUCUCUCUGUCUUUCUCGCGCUCUCGCUCUCUCUUUUUUCCUCCUUCUUGUCUCCACUUUGGGGCUGGGACCUUCUGUGCCACUUUCCCGCCGCUCCGAGCGUCCCAUUUUGUCAUCUCGACAGCCGCUGCAAAUCCCUGCCCGGGAGGCUUUUACCCGAAUCGGUCGCCCUGGGCCAGGUGCGGUGCCAAAAACGGAACGGUUGGGACCCGAUACCUGGGGCUGCUACUCCAGUGCCGGCAGAACCCCCACUGACCCCCAUAGGCAGCCCAGCUCCGAUUGGACCCACGUCAAGAGCAGCUUGGAUGUGCCUGGAUGUUCUGGGGCCCAAGAAACUGACGUCUGUUGCUUGGUGCGUCCUUCCUGGAGGAGACAUUGGAACUACGGUGGCUGUGCUGGGACCUAUGCACAACAGGGGGGGCGGGGGCGGGGGCUGGUAGGAUGCUUAGCUGGAAAGGGUUCUAUGGAAAUCCCUAUUGUGAUGGGCUCAACCACUUGAGAAUACACUACAGCGAUUCAGCUGGGACACUUGAAAAGCGUUUGUCGCAGGAUCUGUAAGCUGCUGCUUCUUCUCCGAUAAGGCAAGAGGAGCUCCAGGGACUCACUGCUGCAUCGAUUCGUCUCUCUCUCUUUUUGUUUCCUGCACAUGCUCUGUAACUUGAGGCAGCUGUAGAGGACGGCUAAAGUCGAGACAUCUUGCACAUUCCUUCAACGGUGAGUCGGGGCGAGAGGUGUGGAAGGCGAACAGAUCUCUCGGGAGAACGCCAUGACUUGACGGCCAGUACAGUACCGUGCAUUGUGGCCUGGGUGCUCUGGACUCCUUCUCCAUCCGUGCCGUGUUCUGGGCUCCUCCCGUCCCAAAACCUCAUUUUGCUUAGUACCAUCUAGAGUGGUUCUUGAUGUGUGUCACACACACACACACACACACACACACACACACACACACACACUUCAUUCUGUGAUCAACCACAAUCCCGAGCUCCAAACGCCUUGUGCUGAAAGAACCUUGGGGUUCCACAAGAACUCCAACCUCCAGACACUUUUUGGUUGUUAUGUUUUGCUUUUACUUCCCUCUUUUCUUGAUUUCUCUUUGCACAUUCCUCGGUGGAGGAAUUUCCCCUUCCCGUAUGAAAACCAAAACCCCAUUCUCAGAGGGGCAGGGUGGGGCGGAGGGAUCAACGCCACUGGUUUGGGCCUGUUUAAAUCCCCUCCCAGCAUGCAGUGAGACCAUCAAGCUGGGCCCCAUGUGUUGGGGGCGGAAUUUCCUCGCCCUUUGCUGGCAGCGAUUUGACAGGCGAUGGCCAAGCCCUUUUCCCCCUCUCUGACCAGCAAUUCGUCUAUGACUGCCUUCCCCAAUCUGUUGCCCUCUGUGUUGUACUACAACUCCCAUCACCCACCAUUGAUGCGAGUUGUAGGCCGAUGCCUCUGGAAGGUGCUGGGUUGGGGGAAGGACGCUCUCCCGAUUUUCCUUUCAGCUCAAUUCCCACCUUUAUUUCGGCGUUUGAUCUCUUUUCUUCUCUCCCUGCCUGGACUCGCUCUUAGGAUGCCCGGGUCGUGGAUAGGGAGGUUUGAGCCUUCCUUUGGCCGCAACCAUUUGAGGUCUGCCUGAAAUGCUUACAGUGGGGAGGCAGAGAGAGAAAAAGGGGAGGGGAGCUCAGCAGCACAAAAAGAGGUGUCCUGGUUUUGAGAAGUCUUUUUUAGUCCUCCUUUCAUGCUUGUCCUGGCUUUUGCCUGUGGGGUGUCCAGUCCUGAACUUGAGCUCCUGCCUCCGAUUCUCUCUCUCACACCCCCAUGGCUUUGAGCUUGUAGCCCCAAAUGUGUUGCUCUUACAGCUUGUAUAUAAGAAUGAUUAACGUGUACAUAGAUCUAUUUAAAAACCUCUCCCCCCCCCCCCCCAGUGUGGUGGCUGCUUCCCUUGC